Molecule: messenger RNA, 1407 nt
Organism: Colletotrichum fioriniae
Lineage: Eukaryota; Fungi; Ascomycota; Sordariomycetes; Glomerellales; Glomerellaceae
Gene: ALG1
Product: mannosyltransferase
Cellular component (GO): endoplasmic reticulum
Molecular function (GO): mannosyltransferase activity
Source: RefSeq, a predicted model, not a curated record
AUGUCGUUGAUACCUCUCGUGUUAUCCAUCAUUGCUGGCAUCUGCACUACUCUUGUCGCUGCCCUCGGCAUCAACUUUCUCACAAAGCUACUGCCCACCCGCUACCAUGCGGCCGAGAACCCCAAGGAUGACCACAUUCAGAUCCUGGUCCUCGGCGAUAUAGGCCGUAGCCCUCGCAUGCAGUAUCAUGCCAUGAGCAUCAUGAAGCACGGCGGUAGGGUUGAUCUUGUUGGCUACAAGGAGACUGCCCGCCAUCCGGAUCUCGUUGGCAACGAGAGAGUGGCUUUGUACCCAUUGCCGCCCCUCCCAACCGUCUUCAAGUGGAAUACCCUGCCGUUUCUCAUCAACAAGCCCGCCAAAGUUGUCUGGCAAGCCUAUUCCAUCUUCUACGUUUUGGCAUAUACCGCACCCCCAGCUCGAUGGAUUGUCAUUCAGAAUCCCCCUUCUAUUCCGACGCUGCACUUGGCUUUGCUCGUGUCCCUCCUGAGAGGAAGCCACUUGCUCAUUGACUGGCACAACUAUGGCUGGUCCAUCAUGGCCACCGGUCGCAGCCAGAAGAACCCCCUGGUAUGGCUCUACAAGAAGUAUGAGAUGUACUUCGGAAGGGUGGUCCCCACGGCCAACCUCACUGUCACCGACGCCAUGGCGCGGCAGCUCAAGGAGAAGCCGUAUAGUAACAAGAAGCCCAUCUUCACCUUGCACGACCGGCCUGCCGAGGUAUUCCAGCCCAUCGCAUCAACCAAAGCCCGACAAGACUUUCUCUCGCAUCUUAAGGAGACCAAGGAUGUCGCCGACAGCAUCAUCGCCGGGACCACUCGCCUCAUUGUCAGUAGCACUUCGUGGACCCCUGACGAGGAUUUCGGUCUCCUACUAGACGCCUUGGUGGCCUACGCGCACCCCGAAGAGGCUGUCACCGAGAAUGGCGUCGGCCGGCCUCCGAUUCUGGCCAUCAUCACCGGCAAGGGCCCCCAAAAGGCCGAGUACGAGGAAAAAAUCAAGAACCUCCGUCUGGAGGGCAAGCUCCCCGGUAUCACCAUCCUGACCGCAUGGCUAUCAACCCGCGAGUACGCCACGCUGCUCUCUUGUGCCGACCUUGGUGUCUGCCUGCACAAGUCUAGCUCUGGUGUCGACUUGCCGAUGAAGGUGGUUGACAUGUUUGGUUCGGGGCUACCUGUGGCUGCAUACUCUGCGUAUGAGAGCUUCGGCGAGCUGAUCAAGGAGGGCGAGAAUGGAUGCGGAUUUGAGACGGCCACUGAGCUGGCUGAAGUCCUCAUCAGGCUACUAAGUGAGAGUGGCAAAGAAGAGCUGAAGACAUUGAAGGCGGGGGCUAUUAAGGAAGGAAGCUUACGCUGGGAUGAGGAGUGGGAUCGCGUCGUUGGGCGGAUUGUGGGUGUGAUUGAUAGCUGA